Molecule: messenger RNA, 582 nt
Organism: Acaulospora colombiana
Lineage: Eukaryota; Fungi; Glomeromycota; Glomeromycetes; Diversisporales; Acaulosporaceae
Source: the annotation of a GenBank genome assembly
AUGACCAUUCCUAGAGCUUUUUGUGCCCCUAAACUGUUCCGGAAAGGGCGAGAAGGGAGCUUUGAUGCAGUCAACUGGCUUAGCAAGGUAAAGACAACGGCUAUUCCUUCCUUUUCAGCUAGCCACAGGCGGGUCUUGCACAGCGUUCUGCCAGAUACGGAGAUCCGGGGAGGGACUCUCCCUCCCCGGGACGUGAAAGGACAGGCUCUUGGCCAACGUCGCGCAGUCAUGUCUGUUGUCCCCAAACCCAUACCCAAACCGCCCUUUUUCCGAUGGGAAAACCCCGAAGAAGCGCUGCAACUCGAAACACGCCGUCUAGAGGUCUUGGAUCAAAUUCAACAAUGCAAGAGUGCAAGCGACUACAAAGGUCCAUCCCUUCGGGAAUUACAGAAAAAAUACAACAGGCUAGUAGAUAAACUCGACAAACUUGAGAGAGGUGACGAACUGCUAAACCGCCUGAAAACCAUAGAGCUCGAAAACUGGCAACGAAUCGUCCAGAUGGUCCCGCUUGUCAUGUUUGACACAGAUUCGAUGCCGGGAACACGACCCAAUCCCAUAGAUGACGUGUUAUCUCUAUGCCUG